UAAGGUGACGGACGAUAUACGCGUCUGCUAUGCUCAUCGCAAUCUAGAAAUACCAGAGCAAUUGCUGGACGUCGAAAGGUUCUCUUCAUGGAAAAGGAUGUUACGUGUGAUGGCCUAUGUUUGCCGAUUCGUGAACAAUUGUCGAACGUCAAAUACUGGUCAUGAGCGGAAAAUCGAUCACCUGACGCAGUUGGAGUUGCAGAAAGCUGAGGAAUGCUUAUUUCGAGCUGUGCAAUGGGAUUCGUACGCGGACGAACUAGUUAUUCUGACCAAGAACCAACGCCUACCAGUGCAGAAGCGCCAACCAUUGGAAAAGACAAGCGCUCUCUACAAAAUAUCGCCGAUACUAGACGCAGCGGGAGUUUUGCGGAUGGACAGCAGGAUUAGUGCAGCUCAACGUAUCCCUGCUGAAAUGAAAUUCCUGUCAUCUUGCCGAAGCGACAUCGCUUGACCAUGUUGCUUCUGAAGGAUCUUCAUUGCAAGUUGUUGCACGCCAACAACGAAGCUGUCGUCAAUGAAGCACGGCAACGCUAUUACAUAGCGCAUCUACGGACACAAGUACGACGAGUGUCGAAGGAAUGUCAGAUGUGUAAGAUACGCAAUGCGCAGCCAUCAAUACCGCGAAUGGCACCCCUUCCAAGUGCUAGGCUAUCCUCUUACGUUCGUCCUUUCACUUACUGUGGUCUCGACUACUUUGGACCCCUGUUGGUGAAGGUCAACAGAAGUCAUGUCAAGCGUUGGGUGGCUAUAUUCACAUGCCUGACAAUACGGGCCGUUCAUGUGGAAGUUAUCCACACGCUUUCAACCGAAUCAUGCAUCAAAGGGGUACGCAGGUUCAUCUCUCGCCGGGGAAGUCCCGCCGAAAUCUACAGCGACAACGCUACUUGUUUCCAUGGCGCCGACCGUCUUCUGAGGGAGCAGAUCAACAAAGGACUUGCUGCGGAAUUCACCAGCACCCAAACCUCAUGGAAGUUUAUUCCUCCAGGCACUCCACACAUGGGGGGAGCCUGGGAGAGACUGGUGAGAUCGAUUAAGGUGGCUCUGGCCACACUCCAAGACGGUAGCCAGAAAUUGGACGACGAGUCUUUACUGACUUUUUUGGCGGAAGCAGAAGGUAUCGUCAACUGCAGACCACUCACAUACCUGCCUCUGGACUCGAUCGAGCAAGAGGCCUUAACCCCGAAUCAUUUUUUGUUGGGCAGUUCUUCGGGGGUUCGUUUACCAAUUGUGCAGACAGACAACGAAGUAUCUCUUUUGAAAGGUUCGUGGACAGCCAUUCAGAAAUAUCUGGACAUCUUUUGGAGACGCUGGACGAGGGAAUAUCUCCCAACUCUAACAAAACGCACGAAAUGGUUUGGCGAUGUGAAACCUGUCCAGCCCGGGGACCUGGUCCUGAUAAUGGAUUACCCGCAGGGAGUGCGUUCAAUGUUGGUCAGCAGGAGUAAAAUAAUUUUAUUUUGUAUGGCGAAAAGCAUCUAAACUCGAAUUUCUCGAAAUGAAAAGCUUUUACCGAAAAAAUAUUUGGUAGGCACCGAACCGGUCAUCAUUGUGCACAACCGCUACCAAAUAUUUUUUCAAAUAUUGUGUUCCUCUUCGAGAAAUACGCCUUUAGAUGCUAUUCGCCAUACAAUAUUUUUGCGAUUUACUUUUAGCGAUUUUUCGCGCAUAGAAGCUGGCGCCACAUUGGUCGAUGCGGAGAGUAGGAAAACAGCCAAAGCAUUUAAUUCAUUGAGGACACCAAGCGCAACGAAUGGAUACGUGGACGGGUACUAGAGGUAUUAACAGCCAAGGAUGGACGAGUACGUCAAGCUAUUGUGCAGACUGCUGGAAGUGCACCUGCUAGAAAACCCAUUUCAAAAUUGGCGGUUCUGGAGGUAUUCAAGGAUGCUGGAACCAAGGACAUCAUAGGUUCCACCAGGGGGGAGGAUGUUGCGAAACUGGCAACCCAGUCAGGGCGAAAUCGGAAUGAGCGAAUCCUUGACAGAUCCGAAGAAUGACAUCAGGAACGUCAGGUGGAGUUAGGCAAACAGUACCUAGAUGAAUCGAUGCGAUGACGUGGUGAUUUCUAGUGCUUCGUACAGAAUUUAUAUUCGAUGAAAAUUGCUGAAUUUGUAUUUGAUAUUUGCUGAUAAUUUUGAUAUGUGCUCUGGAAUAGUGGCAGGUCAAUAGCUACCACAUAUCACCUUCUGAAAUCUAACCUACAACUUUGGGUACAUAGGAGUGUUUUUUGAGAAUUUAUAGUUGUCCAGCCAAUUCUAUAAGUAAGAAUUAUACCCCUUCCGUCCCAAAUUCUUUUGCAAUAGUUAACUCAAUUAUUCAUCCAUAGUUCGUAUAGGCGAAGACAGCGACAUUUUUGGGAAUACGGUUUGAUUUUGAUGUACGCACUGAAAUUGUAAGUGAGCACUUUACCGAUAGUUUAAACCCCUCUCAUUAAUAAAAUUUAUGUUUUAGCUUGUAGCUAAUGCUAACGAGAUUCAGCGUCCCAUCUCAAUAUUCCCCAACAAUUUGAAACGCCAUUCUCUUUCUUUAUCAUUUCUACAACUCUGGACAAAUUUUGAAAAUAAUCGUUAGACGAAUUUUUGAGUUACGCCCUUUUAAAGGGCCUAACCCCUAAAAAAUGAGGGUUUCUAUAGAAAAUCAUCAUAUUUCAUAACAGAAGCAUGCUUCUUCCAACAAAAUUUGAAACGCCAUUCUCUUUCUUUAUCAUUCCUACACAUCUGAAUAAAUUUUUAAAAUAAUCGUUAGACGAAAUUUUGAGGUACGCCCUUUUAAAGGGCCUUACCCCUAAAAAUAGGGGUUUUAUAGAAUACCAUCAUAUUUCAUAACAGAAGCAUGCUUCUGCCAUCAAAACCUGAAACGCCAUGCUCCUUCUUUAUCUUUCCUACACUUCUGAACAAAUUUUUAAAAUAAUCGUUAGACUACGCCCUUUUAAAGGGCCAAGCCCCUAAAAAAUCAGGGUUUCUUUAGAAAAUUAUCAUAUUUUAUAACAAAAGCAUGCCUUGAAGUCCCAAAUAAUAAAACGUAUUAUUAAUAAUGCUACAAUUUGAUACUAUGCGCUAAUAUUGGCUAUUUGUAUUGAUGUUUGUAUACAAAUUGGCCAUUACGCUAAUAUAAGGGAAGUUUUUUCAAACAUGUAGGGAGCAAUCAUGUUUGUAUCAAUUGCCAUUCAUAGCGUGGGAUGUAAGUUUUUUGUAUUGCUUUUUUAAAGACAAAACAAGCGAUGGCAUGUGCCUAUCUCAUUCGUUAGAUUUUUUGGUGAAUGCUGUUUUCAAUUAAUAAACAUACAAAACUAAAGAUUGAGAUGAUCAAUUGUAAUGAUAGUUCUAUAUUUAUCUGCUAAACUACGUUACCGAAGAAUAAACAUGAUUAAAUGAAACUAAGUUUUAUAAUAAUUCUACUAUAAGUACUUAUGACCUUCAAAUGGGCGUAACUGGAGAAUUUGACCAACAUUAUUUUUAAAUUCAGUUUAUGGGUGUGCAUUAACUAUAUAAAUGAAAAAGUAAAUGAACUGUCGUUUAUGUUUUUCAUUGUACAUUGUUCUGGCUAUAAUAGUAAAUGAAGCCAACAACGUCCGUCUCCUACAGGUUAAAGAAUACUUCCCUUAUACUGGCGUUAUGGCUAAUUUUUAUACACAAUGCAUUCAAUAUUAGUACAUAGUAUCAAAUUGUAGCAUUAUUAAUGAUACUGUUCGUUAUUUUGGACUUUGGAGCAUACUUCUGUUAUGAAAUAUGAUGGUAUUCUAUAGAAACCCCUAUUUUUUUAGGGGUAAGGCCCUUUAAAAGGGCGUAACUCAAAAUUUCGUCCAACGAUAACUUUCAAAAUUUGUCCAGAGGUGUAGAAAUGAUAAAGAAAGAGAAUGGUGUUUCAAAUUUUGAUGGCAGAAACAUGCUUCUGUUAUAAAAUAUGAUGUUUUUCUAUAGAAACCCUGAUUUUUUAGGGGUUAGGCCCUUUAAAAGGGCGUAACUCAAAAUUUCGUCUAACGAUUUUUUAAAAAUUUGUCCAGAGGUGUAGGAAUGAUGAAGAAAGAGAUUGGCGUUUCAAGUUUUGAUGGUAUAUUUUUUUUUUGAUAAUAACGGUAAAUGAAGCACCGUGGUCAGACUCCCGCCAACUGAUUGGCUGGCGACGACUCUGGCGAUUGGUUCACCCGCGACGGAUUCAUAUUGUCGCGUUCGAUAAGUCGGCCAUAGUUAGCGUGUCUCUGAAUUCCAAUUUCUGCUACUAACAGGAAGCAAGGGCUUCAUUCCCGAGCCCUACUUAGCAGCAACCGAACUGGCUACACAAUUUGGGGCUCUAUUUUGCGUUACAAUGCUUGACAGAGCCCAUAGGUGGUCUUAAUCUUAUUAGUAUUUAAGUCUCAAAAAUUUAAUUUGGGGGCGAUUUCACUCG
Aedes albopictus (Asian tiger mosquito) is the source of this 4386-nucleotide messenger RNA. RefSeq lists its product as uncharacterized. The record is from RefSeq and is a predicted model, not a curated record. Gene Ontology annotation, molecular function: nucleic acid binding. The coding region runs from base 454 to 1479 and encodes 341 amino acids. NCBI's taxonomy places the organism in Eukaryota, Metazoa, Arthropoda, Insecta, Diptera, Culicidae. Gene Ontology annotation, biological process: DNA integration. The transcript has 2 exons.